AUGAAGGUGUUACAAGCGUGGAAGAAGAACAACAGCCCCGAGCUGACUAUUGAGUCAGAGAGGGCAUCCUCAGAUAAAAGUGCUGUCAGCUUGUCAGGCUUCAUGAAUGAGCAGCUGGACUUUAAUAAUGACAGUGAUAUUAUCAGGGCACGAAAUUACAUACUGCCUUAUAUCUCAGAGGGAAAUCUAGGAGAUGUGGAAUCAACAUUAUUACCAUUCCUUCAGCUUCUUUUUUCAAGUACACAAGCUGGAGCUAUGCCGCUGGGCCUUUUGAAAAACAAUACAAGCAGCCCUUCUGUUAAACGUGUACGCAACAAUUCAACUAAUAAAAAUAGAUUGAGGAAACUCCAUUUUCUGGAAAAUUUGUUAGAUGCAGAAACUCAAGAAAAAAUGGAUGAGGUGAAAAAGGAAGAAAAACCUGCCACGCGUACGCGUUCCAACCUUUUAAGUGCCAUGUAUAAACGCUACAUCUUUCAAAAGAAGUUGGAAACUGCCCAACCACAGAAAGACAGCCUAGCGAAGACUAAGAGUACAGAGGAAAAGCUGCUGAGAGUGAACAGGGUCCUCAAGGGCCCGAGGGGCCUACAGAAAAUGCACCUCAAAGCAGUGGGAGAUGAGAGCGUCUGGGGGAAACAGAAUGCCCAGCCAUCUGUGGCGAGCACUGCCGAAGAAAGAAGGCUCAGGAGGCCAUCCCCAAGAAAGCUGAAUCAGCUACUCAUGGUGCAGAGGCCCAGGAAGCUGGUGGGAAAGUCCUCCAAUGCAGAGUCUUCAUUCAUAAAGGAAGACAAGGCAGCAGGUUCCUCUACCCUGAAACAGUACUUCAAAGGCAGGCCUCCUGCCUCCAUCCCUCCAAAAUCCCCACCUGAGCGUUCACAUCCCCGGGUGAUCAAGUUGAAACUCAGCUAA
Balaenoptera acutorostrata (minke whale) is the source of this 906-nucleotide messenger RNA. RefSeq names its product leucine-rich repeat-containing protein 37A-like. The record is from RefSeq and is a predicted model, not a curated record. Bases 1 to 906 code for a protein of 301 amino acids. The transcript is spliced from 2 exons. NCBI's taxonomy places the organism in Eukaryota, Metazoa, Chordata, Mammalia, Artiodactyla, Balaenopteridae.